Molecule: messenger RNA, 2708 nt
Organism: Acanthochromis polyacanthus (spiny chromis)
Lineage: Eukaryota; Metazoa; Chordata; Actinopteri; Pomacentridae
Gene: tex11
Product: testis expressed 11
Exons: 25
Coding region: 1-2424 (807 amino acids)
Biological process (GO): meiotic cell cycle
Molecular function (GO): protein binding
Source: RefSeq, a predicted model, not a curated record
AUGGCCAGCAAAACAGGGAGAACCUGGCUGGGCUGCAAAAAUCCCCAGAUGGCAGUUAGUUUCUUAAGGCUCGCUGUCAAGAGCCUGGAAACCCUCUAUGGCCAACUGAUGUCCAGAGGCGACGGAGCCGCUGACGUCACUUCAUCCAAGGAGGAUGUGGAGCAGGAUCUACUUCGAAUUCUCUCAUGCCAGGCAGAAUCGGCCAUAGCUCAAGGGAAUAACCAAGAGGCUGCGGUCUACAUACAGCGUUGUAAAGACAUAUUGCUGCGGCUACCAAAAGACACUGCGUUUCUCUCCCUUUUGUGCUACAACUUUGGAGUGGACAUGUACCACCUUAGAAAGUUUGAGGACAGUGCAUUUUGGUUGAGCCAAAGCUAUGACAUUGGGAAAAUGAAUGUGAAGUAUGCCCCUGGAUCUGAGGUUCUGGCCAAGGUGUUGCGGCUCCUUGCUACUGUUUACUUAGAGUGGGACUGUCAGAGAUUUCAGGACAAGGCUCUUAAUGCUGUCAGCUUGGCAAACAAGGAAUGUGUGAGCCCAUUUGGACUGUACUUAAAGAUAAGAAUACUCCUGAGAAGUGGGGCCUCAGACAAUCACAUCAGAGCAGGACUAAAUGAGAUGCUGGAAUCAGAGGCUUCUCUUGAAGUGUGUCUGAACACAGUCAAACUACUUAUGGUUGAAGACAGAGAAGUGCCGGCAUUUGAGUAUUUGAAACGCAUAUGUCAGCACUUUGAGUCGUCCCCUGACCUGGGAAAUGCUCUUGUCUUGCACGUUGAGCUGCUGCUGCAGAGAGGCAAGGAGCUGCUGGGCAAACAGAAGAUAGAGGAUAUAAUUACGGGGCACUAUACAGGUAAACAGCUGACACCACAGGCCCUCACAACCCUUCAUGUCAUGCUGUGGGAUAAAGCAGCCAAUCACUUUGAGACCAGCAACUACACUGAGGCUCUGCAGUGGUAUAACUACUCCCUGAGUUUCUUCAAGGGAGGUCAAAUGGAUCCCAACUUAGCCAAACUGCAAAGGAACAGAGCGUCCUGCUUCCUGCAGCUUAAACAGCUGGAAAAGGCUAAAGAAGCAAUCCAGGAAGCAGAGAGAUGUGAUCCUGACAGCAUUUUCACUCAGUUCAGUGUUUAUAAGAUUGCUGUGCAAGAGAGCAACAUGGUGAAAGCUGUAGAGGCACUGGACGCAAUGGGACAUCUGUCCAAGAGUCCUGUAGCCAGUGAGGACAGACUGCUGGUGUCUGGGAAUGCUGCUUCCUGUCUCCUCACUCUGGUCGCUCAGAUUGCGUUGGAGAAUGGAAAGCAAGACAUUGCCAUGAAAGCACUGGAGCGUGUUUGUGAAACCUAUGAAGAUGAAACUCAGGUUUUGACUGCUCUGAGGUGUUUGGUUCGGCUUGUGCUCUCCACAGCAGAAAAACCAGGUGAAGAGAUGAGGGAUGCAAAUCUGGAUGUCCUGCUGCCAUAUCUAAAAAAGGCUCUGCAGACACUUUCACACCAUUCUUACACAACUGCUGAGCAACACACAGAGGAGGCUAACUGGUUCAGAAGGACUGCUUGGAACUUGGCUCUGCAAUGUGAGAGCAGUCCUGACAGAAUGAGGGAUUUCUUUGUGCUCUCUUACCAGCUGUCCCAGCUGUGCCCUCCUGAUCGCACACUGCUCAUGGGCCAGAGGACUUGUCUGCUAAUGGCUGCUGCUGCCUCUUUGGAGCUCUGCAGGAAGUCUCCUCACUCCGCCCAGACUGAGGAGCUGACUCAAGCCCUGGAGCACAUUCAGAUCUGUUGGGAGAUCUGCAAAACCCUGAAAGCAUCAGGAAGCUUCCCAGUGGACCCAACAGAUUCGCUACUGCUGCUGUAUGAAUUUGAAGCUCGUGCUAAACUGAAUGACCCCAAGGUUGAGACGAUACUGGAGUCCGUCCUUGAGCUAGAGAAUGUAGAAGCAAAACUGCUAGAGACCAUAGCAGCCUUAGCCAUGGAGCCUCCAGCCCACUUCCCUCUGCUGUGUAAGAAGGCCCUGAGGGUGGCUCUCUCUCUGCACAAGAAACAACCACAGCCGGACCUGGCCCACUGCAGCAAGUGCGUUCACAGCCUGAUCAAGCUGUCCCUCCCGAGCGGCAUGUCAGAGGUGGAGGCCCAUGUGCUCGAGGAGGUGUGGGACUACUACGAGGAGGCCCUGUCCAUCAUCGCAUCCGCACCGGACGACUUCCCAGAGAUGGAGACCCUGUGGCUGCUGACUCGGGCUUGGAACACGGGGAUACUGCUGUACAGCUUGGCUCAGUAUCCUGAAGCUGAGAAGUGGUGUGGCCUUGCCAUGAGCUUCGUCCGCCACCUGGGAACUCUGCGGGAGAGCUACGAGACGCAGAUGUCUGGUCUCUACAGUGAAAUCCUGGACAGAUUGGACAAAGAAAAAAGAAACCACAACAUGGAGGAGUAGGAACACUGGGGUCAGCUGUUGUUUUAAAGCCUGUUCAGAGCAUUAAAUUAAAUCUACUCAGUUCCAUUAGCUUCUUGCAGCUAAAUGUUCUAUUUUGUUUAAAAGUACAGUUCAGAUAUUCCAGUUUGACCAAAAAAAGUCUGUGCAACUGUGAGGCGUCCUGCUAGACUACCACGUUUCCCUACUUCAAUAAAACCUAAAAUGCCAACAAAAAGUCUUUUUAAAAGUUUCUAUAAUUGCAGUAAUUUGGUUAUUUUCAAUGCCAAUGCUUCAACCAGAAUAAC